Ictalurus furcatus (blue catfish) is the source of this 2308-nucleotide messenger RNA. RefSeq names its product calmodulin 1b (gene calm1b). Bases 111 to 560 code for a protein of 149 amino acids. The transcript is spliced from 6 exons. Lineage: Eukaryota; Metazoa; Chordata; Actinopteri; Siluriformes; Ictaluridae. Gene Ontology annotation, molecular function: calcium ion binding. The record is from RefSeq and is a predicted model, not a curated record.
CGUGGCGGAGGGAUACAUUUCACCCACAGCACAGCAGACAGAACAAACAGCAUCGCUGCGCCCCAUAAACCGCUUCCGCCUCUACAAGACUCUCUCUCCGUUCUACAAACAUGGCUGAUCAGCUAACAGAGGAACAAAUCGCAGAGUUUAAGGAGGCGUUCUCACUGUUCGAUAAGGACGGAGACGGCACCAUCACGACUAAAGAGCUGGGCACGGUGAUGCGCUCUCUGGGACAAAACCCCACCGAGGCCGAGCUGCAGGACAUGAUCAACGAAGUCGACGCUGACGGUAAUGGAACAAUCGACUUCCCCGAGUUCUUGACCAUGAUGGCCAGAAAGAUGAAGGACACAGACAGCGAGGAGGAGAUCCGCGAGGCCUUCCGGGUUUUUGAUAAGGAUGGAAAUGGCUACAUCAGCGCUGCAGAACUGCGUCACGUCAUGACAAACCUGGGCGAGAAGCUCACGGACGAGGAAGUGGAUGAGAUGAUCAGAGAAGCCGAUAUCGACGGAGACGGUCAGGUGAACUACGAAGAAUUUGUACAGAUGAUGACUGCAAAGUGAAGCUUCCUGCCAUCUUAGAAGAAAAAAAAAAGUUUUAUUUACCUCUUGUGGGGAAAAAAAAUACAAUUAUUGAGAAUUGUUUCUGUACAGAGAAUGAUUGAAUGUUGAAAUGAAAAUAUCUUCCUUCUGUCCACACGGAUAUAAAAUCAAAAAAAACUCUGCAUGAAUAAGUUAGUGCUCCAUCCCUGCAGAUCCACACUCUGUUAUUAAAAUAAAAGAAAUAAUCGACCUACAGCUUACUACCCACAGACACCGCACACGUAAAGCUCGGCUGAUGUGUGACCUCGUCAUCUCUCCGUUUUCUCUUCUUCCUGCAUGCAGAGUGAGAAUGAACGUGACGUACCAGACCUUUUAUAUAUCGAGACAAACUGGGACCGAUAAUAGAUGUGUGCUGAUAUUACAUUUACACAUUUCUUCUGUUAUUAUGUCAUCAAUUAUUGUAAUGAAUUAACAGUAUAUUAACAAUUGGCCGUAGAGAAAUCAAGACCUUUUUAAAAUUUGAGGCAACCAUAUAAACCUGAGGAAAGUCCUUAAUAAUAAUAAUAAUAAUAAUAAUAAUAAUAAUAAAGUAUUGUGUGUUAAAUAUCGCAGUUUUUUUUAUUAUUAACACAUGCCUAAUGAAUAAACGCUGAGGGGAAGGGACUGUUGUCGGAAAUUAAAUAUAAAAAUAGGCUAAAAAGUCUUUAAACAUUUGGCAUGAUUUAGGUUUCAUUGAAGGUUUUUUGUGUUAAUUUUUGCUUGGAUGGUCAUCUUCUACUGUGGAGGAGAGAUGCAUGCAUAACACCUUCAUUAUUAUUAUUAUUAUUAUUAUUAUAGAAUACAUUUCGUUUGCUGAGUUCAGUUUACAUCCAUUCCAAGUUGUACGUGCUACUCUUUCUUUUUUUGUUUUGUUUUCUUUUGGGUUUUUUUUUUUUCCAAAUAAAAAAACACCAUAAACAACUUGUAUGUUGUGUUUAUUUAUAAAUCAUUUGUGGCUAAAUUUAAUGAAGCUUGAAAUAACACAGGACCUGUCUGUCCUGCACUCUAUCUGUCUAUCCAUUGAAAUGCCAACCUGUCUUACAGCAUUAAUGAAGAGAGCUGUCUGUCCUUCUGUCUGUCUCUCCAUCCACCUACCCUUAUAUCUAUCUGCCUAUCCUUCUAUCAGUCUACUUGUCUGUCUAUGCUUUUACCCAUCUCUCUUCAUGUGGAUUUACUAAUUUACCUGCAUAGGUGUCUGUCUACCAGGCUAUCUAUCUAUCUGACAUCCAGUCUUGCAGCAUUAAUAAAAACAGCUGUCUCUUUGUCUACCAUCUACUCCUCUAUCCCCCUGCCGAUACAUCAACCUGUCUAGCUGUUCAGCUGUCUUUCCACACCUCUGUCCAGAUAUGCCUGUAUCCUUCUCCUCUAUCUGUCUACCUUCAACACUUCUCCCUGUCUACCCUUCUAUCUAUCUAUCUAUCUAUAUAUCUUUGUUUGUUUAUCUUUCUACCUGUCUACUGGUCCAUCCAUCCAUCCAUCCAUCUAAUUGUCAAGAAGCAUUAAUAAAAAGAUCUGUCUGUCUUUCUAUUCAUUUAUUUAUGUCUCAUAACUCAUGCAACUGUUUUUGUAUAAUCAUUUAUCUGUCUAUCCUUCCAUCUGCCCUUAUAACAGUCUGUCUAUCCUUCUAUCUCUCUAUCUAUCAGUCUGUCUAUCCUCUUCAUGAUCUAUCUACCUAUUUCCUUAUCUACCCAGCUGUCUGUCCUACAGCAUUAAUAAAAAGCUGUCUGUCU